AUGUUUCCAGGCAACGAAAUGUGCUGCACCAGGCCACCUCAUGUUUCAGUCGCUACAGUAUUCGAGAUAUCACGAUACGUGCAUAUUUGUAAUGCACUAAUCACUGCCUGGAGACAUCACAAACGAGUGAUUCAGCUGGGUUCCAGAUGGCUCAAGUGGUUAGAGAGCGAAUUUACUGACCGGAAGCCUGUGGUUUCGAACCCGACCUGUGCCUCCCGCGUCCGCUGUCUAGGCUUGGGCGACCUGGCAGUAUCCCAUCCCUCGUGUAACCUUCGGGUGACAUGGCAGCUAGGCACCGAAAGGGUGCUACAGCUGAACGAAUCUAACCAGCUGAUUAUUUGA
Molecule: messenger RNA, 342 nt
Organism: Opisthorchis viverrini
Lineage: Eukaryota; Metazoa; Platyhelminthes; Trematoda; Opisthorchiida; Opisthorchiidae
Exons: 2
Coding region: 1-342 (113 amino acids)
Source: RefSeq, a predicted model, not a curated record